UGAUAUAGUUAAAUAGUCGUAGACAGAUUGCGGGGCGGCUACGUAGUAUUUGUCUGGCGUACAUUGUACACGAUGUAAAUAUUAACAAGGGAAUAUCUAUUUGUAUACAAAUAGUAUAAUAAUUUUAACUUGUACAGUUGUUAAGUAAAAGUGUACAAUGAAGAAGUACAACUUUUUCUUUAGUGAAGGUAGCAAGGUCAACCAACUGAUAUGUGUUGUUCUUAUAAAUAUCCCGGUGUUUGCGUAUGGCACUACCAUAGGAUGGAUGUCGCCGAUGAGUUUACUGCUGCAGUCGAAGGAUUCACCCAGACAGCCUCCGUUGACUGAUAUUGAGAUAUCAUGGAUAGGAUCUGUUCCGUAUUUAGUCUGCAUGAUGACCGACUUUCUAAUUGGAUACAUAGGGGACAAGAUUGGACGAAAAGUAACAAUGAUUUUUGUGUCCGCCAUGGCUGCUGGUUGCUGGAUAGUAAAACUGUCAUCAACGGAAUUUUGGGCAUUCGUGCUCGCAAGGUGUAUGGUUGGGUUUCCCAUGGCCGGCGCUUACGUCACAUGCCCGCUUUAUACAAAGGAAAUUAGUGAAGAUAGCAUUAGGGGAUCGUUGGGAUCUUUGGUAAUCUUAUUCCAUACGACGGGAAAUCUCUUCAUUUACAUCAUCGGUGAUGUAUUCAGCUAUACCACUGUCCUCUGGAUUUGUCUGGCGUUGCCGACCAUACAUAUUGUACUGUUCAUGAUGAUGCCAGAAUCACCUUCGUACUUGGUGAAAAGAGGAAAGAUACAAGAAGCAGAAAGAGUUCUAGCCUGGCUCCGAUGUAGAGAAGAAGGAGAUAUUAUAAUAAAACAAGAACUAGAAAGAAUUAGACAAGAACUGAAAAAAGAUGAAGAAAGUAGUAAAUUUGUACUUAAAGCUAUAUUGACAGACAAAAUACUAUGUAGAACAUUCCGCAUAGUAAUGGUAAUCUGCCUUGGCAGAGAAAUAUGUGGAGCUGUACCAGUACUCAAUUUUGCUGGGAAUAUAUUUGCAAUGGCAUCUGAGGGGACAGGACUGGUUUUGACUCCAAAUCAACAGGCGAUGGUUUUGGGAGCAGUACAAGUUGCUGGAUCUAGCUUUGCGUCGAGCAUUGUGGAAAGAUCUGGUAGAAAGCCUCUUCUCUUCAUAACAUCACUGGUAUCCGGUCUCAGUAUGUGUACUCUGGCCUCGUGGUUCGUGGCUCGAAAUUUUGGCCUUCUAGCACCAGCGUGGCUGCCAGUAGUGACGUUAUGUGUUUGCAUUUUCUGUGACGCGUCGGGCUUGCAACCAAUAUCUGUUAUUCUUAAUGGUGAAAUGUUUUCGUUUAAGUAUCGAGGCACCGUCAUGGCGGCUACAAUGGCUUCGGCAUCAAUCGUCGCUUUCCUCCAAAUGUUAUUCUUCAAACCGCUGGCCAAUUCCAUGGGUGUGCAUGUGGCAUUUUACUUUUUUGGAAUCAUAUGUUUAAUCGCUGCAGUUUAUGUUAUCCUAGUACUUCCAGAAACAAGAAUGAGAAGUGUUCAAGAGAUACAAAAUAAAUUGAAGACCAAAAAAGAGAAAGAAGAAGAAGAGGGAAGAGUAUUAGAAGAGAAAGGCGUAACUAAAGAGAUUUGUUGAAAUGUACUAGCUUAUUUUGAUUUAGAGAAAAUUUUAUUAUGAAAAUUUAUGAAUUGAUGUCACUUAAUUAUUUAUUAACAGUUAGAGUACUUGUUUUUUAUGUGAAAAAACAUCAGUCUGUGCAACAAAUAAAUUUUUAUAAAAAAUAUAUAUACAGAGGGAGACUUUGUACAAAAGUCGAUUGCUUGGGUACCCCUGUCCCAUUCGUGUUUCUACCGUGAAGCAGCUGUAUUUGCGUGACCUCUAAAAUUAUCAAUGUUUCUCUACUAUAUUAUGCAUGUCAUUAACCUUCCUUUUGAAUUACUCUUAUUAAAAAAAAACGCAUUAAAAUCUGUUGCGUAGUUUUAAAGAUCUAAGCAUACAUCGGGACAGACAGACAGAAAGCGACUUGUAUGCUAUGUAUACGAAGUAUGUUACUAAAAAAUAAAUAUCAAAUAUACAUAG
Galleria mellonella (greater wax moth) is the source of this 2065-nucleotide messenger RNA. RefSeq names its product facilitated trehalose transporter Tret1-like. Gene Ontology annotation, molecular function: transmembrane transporter activity. Gene Ontology annotation, biological process: transmembrane transport. The record is from RefSeq and is a predicted model, not a curated record. Lineage: Eukaryota; Metazoa; Arthropoda; Insecta; Lepidoptera; Pyralidae. Gene Ontology annotation, cellular component: membrane. Bases 158 to 1621 code for a protein of 487 amino acids. The transcript is spliced from 9 exons.